Messenger RNA from Alternaria ventricosa, 588 nucleotides. RefSeq lists its product as uncharacterized. NCBI's taxonomy places the organism in Eukaryota, Fungi, Ascomycota, Dothideomycetes, Pleosporales, Pleosporaceae. The record is from RefSeq and is a predicted model, not a curated record. The coding region runs from base 1 to 588 and encodes 195 amino acids. The transcript has 2 exons.
AUGGGCACGCCAUUGAAAGACCGCGAUACUUUCCUCGACCAGGGUAUCGACAUGUAUCUAGUGUCACAAGACACGGCCUGCCGCAUACAGAACGAGGUGCAUACAUGUCACGCAGUCUACUGCGAGGAAUGUCUCCUUGACUACUUGGCAGACAACAACACCUGUCCGAUCCAUAAAGAUGUCUUCCUCUUCCACCUCCCACGUGAGCCUCAAUUCGUAUCUGGAGAGCGCAACGGUGCCACCACCCUCGAUCAGAUAACGGACGACAUCGAAGCUUCCAAAUUCUGCCACAAGUUGUUCAACGACACUAUGAAUCUUUAUGACCGCGAGCAGAUCUUUGACUCUGACAUCAAGGAAAAGAUCCACGCGACUUUGAAGUACAUAGGCGAGCGCUACAACCAUCCGUCCGGAUUGUCCAUCAAGGCCGAACAUAUGGCUGGUGUCAUGGAUGUUGUUAGAGAGAUGGUCAAGGCGCACUUCAAGGCACAGGCGAAGGCUGGCGAAUAUAAGGCUUACAAAUCAAAAGAUUGGCUACCGAAGAUGAACAAAGCUGUAGGAUGGAAACAUGCAUACCGACUUGGCUUGUAG